Molecule: messenger RNA, 2214 nt
Organism: Acanthosepion pharaonis
Lineage: Eukaryota; Metazoa; Mollusca; Cephalopoda; Sepiida; Sepiidae
Source: the annotation of a GenBank genome assembly
AUGACCAAGAAAUACAAAUGUGCUUAUACACGUGACAAAGAAUUUAUCUAUGAAUUUCCUGAAAACCAUGAAAAUAUUUUUACCCAAGGGAUGCGAUCGAGGAUUGUGGAUUACAUUUUGAGGAGAACAGCUUUCGGCAGUGAAGAUUCAAAAGCAUAUUCAUUUGGUAUAAAGAAAAUGAUAAGCGAUGGCUACUACAUUUCAUGUUUUCCAUUACACGAGGGCCACUGGAAAAAAGACACAAAAUCAAACAUUCGGAAAGAUCUUUAUGAGAACUGGGCCCAUUGGUCACAAAUCCUCAAAUUUCAACCCCUUCACUACAUCAAAGAAUAUUUUGGUGAGAAAGUCGGACUUUACUUUGCCUGGCUUGGUUUUUACACCUCCAUGCUGAUUCCAGCCUCCCUUGUUGGUUUAAUAGUCACUAUCUAUGGCUUAGUUAUCAUGGGAGAUAACUACGUCAGCAAUGAAAUCUGUGAAAGCAAAAAUAUCACUAUGUGUCCAUUGUGUGAUCAUCGAUGUCCUUAUUGGAAACUUUCUGCUUCUUGUUCACAUGCCCGUGUCAGUACAAUUGUUGAUAAUGGAGCAACUGUCUUUUUUGCAAUCUUCAUGUCCUUGUGGGGAACAUUGUUUUUGGAGUUCUGGAAACGAAAACAGGCAAUAAUUCAGUGGAAAUGGAAUCUUCAUUCUGAAGAGGAAGAGGAACCACCUCGUCCUGAGUAUUUGGCUAAACUUGCUGACAAUAAAAAAUAUCGAAAGGAUCCAAUUACGCAUUUAAAGGAACCUUAUAUGCCCUUUUGGAGUCGACAAAUCCCGGCCAUUUGCUUUUCCUACUCAUUUAUGUUGUUCAUGGUUGCCAUAGCAAUUGCUGCUGUGCUUGGAGUUAUUGCUUUUCGUGUGUCCAUGUUGGCUGCUCUCCAAAUGCGUAAAGAGAACAUCAUCUACAAAAAUGCUGGUAUCAUGACGACAAUGUUGUCGGCCUGCAUCAACUUGGCUAUUAUAAUGGUGCUCAACAUCAUUUACCGUAAAGCAGCUUUUUGGUUGACAGAUUUGGAAUCUCUACGAACACAAACUGAAUAUGACAACAGCCUGACAUUCAAAUUGUUUGCUCUUCAAUUUGUCAAUUAUUAUUCAUCCAUUAUUUACAUUGCUUUUUUUAAAGGAAAAUUUGUUGGUCGCCCAGGAAAAUACAAUACUUUGUUUGGUGCUCGUCAGGAAGAGUGUGAACCUGGAGGUUGUCUCAUUGAACUCUGCAUCCAACUGGGUAUCAUCAUGGCAGGCAAACAAUUAUUGCAAAACAACUUAGUGGAAAUCCUCAUUCCGAAACUUUGGAAAUAUUGCAUGAAGCGGUGGAAGGUGGCUGCUCAGAAAAAGUUGCCAAAAUCCUCUUGGGAGAAAGACUUGCUGCUCACUGAAGUUGAUACAACAACUUUGUUUUAUGAAUAUCUUGAAAUGGUUCUUCAGUUUGGGUUUUUAACGUUAUUUGUGGCAGCGUUUCCGAUGGGCCCCAUUUUCUGCUUCAUCAACAACAUCAUUGAAAUCAGGGCUGACGCAAACAAAUUUGUAACAACGCUGAAACGUCCGACACCACAGAUUGCUGCCAAUAUAGGAAUAUGGCACAGUGUGUUAUAUGGCAUCUCCAGAAUUGCCAUUGUGUCGAAUGCUUUCAUCAUUUGUAUCACGUCAGAGUUUAUUCCCCGACUUGUCUAUCGCCUUGGCUACAGCCCUGAUGGUAGCCUCAGUGGUUAUGUGGAAUCCUCAUUGUCUGUCUUUAACACAAGUGACUUUGAAAAAGAACAUCGGCCAACUUUCAAUAAUGACACUGUGGAAUUCUGCAGAUAUCGAGAUUUCCGUAAUCCUCCUUGGGACGAAGACAAAUAUGCUUAUUCUGAGCAAUUUUGGCAUAUUUUAGCAGCCAGGAUGGCAUUUGUGGUUUGUUUUGAGAAUUUUGUGGUGGUUCUGACGAGUAUCAUUGCCUGGUUGAUUCCUGACAUUCCAACCAAAACCAAAGAACGAAUCCGCCAGGAGGCUUUCAUCACACAAAAAGUAAUCAUGAAGGAGGAACUAAGACGUGCUCGUGAAGACAAGACUCUCGUCAGAGAUUUGAUUUUGGUUACCAACCAAAAUAAAAAUUUCUCUCUGGAUAAUUCGGAGGACGCUAGGAAAAGAAAAUCUUACCUGCCUCCGUUGGUGAAAGAGGAGGAUGUAGAUACUUGA